This is a messenger RNA of Branchiostoma belcheri (Belcher's lancelet), 2198 nucleotides long. RefSeq names its product hyaluronidase-1-like. Bases 699 to 2198 code for a protein of 499 amino acids. Gene Ontology annotation, molecular function: hyalurononglucosaminidase activity. Gene Ontology annotation, biological process: carbohydrate metabolic process; hyaluronan catabolic process. Lineage: Eukaryota; Metazoa; Chordata; Leptocardii; Amphioxiformes; Branchiostomatidae. The record is from RefSeq and is a predicted model, not a curated record. The transcript has 11 exons.
UUAAAAGUUAAUAAUGAGACAUUGUCUUUGCCAGAAAAGUAUGCUGUGUGCAGAAAAUAUUGAGAACGAAGAACUGAUGGUUCUUGAUGUUGUAUUAUUGACAUCAGUGGCGAAUAAAAUGGUCUGAACGAUGACUUGAAUUUGGACAACUCCAGGUCUCAUUGCUUGAGGGACAUCUAGACAGCAGUGUAGGAACCACAUUUAAUUCCAGAUCUUCUCAUGUUGGCUACAUACCAAACGCCCAACAACACUUCAUCAAAGUCUCACAAUUGUAAAUAAACGUUAACCAUUGACCAAUCGGUCGGUCAGUUCAACUCAAGGUCAAGUUAGAGGUUAGCCAUUAGUCAGUCCAACACAGGAGCAGGUCAAAGGUUAGCCAUCAGUUAGUUCAACCGUAAGCCAGGUCAAAGGUUAGCCAUUGGUUUAAUAAUAGUCCAACCCAAGGUCAGGUCAAAGGUUAGCCGUCAGUUCAACUGAAGUUCAGGCCAGAGGUUAGCCAUUUGUCCUAUACGAGGUGUUAGUAAAAUCAUCGCUGCAAGCACAAGAAAGAAAACGAAAUGAGGCCGAUGAAUUAAAAUCAUAGUAAUAAAGCGACACCUACCAAAACAUACGUAAACUGCAGGUGUCCAUAUGUCUCUCUCAAUCGGAUCAAAAAGUGGGCGGACCAGUAGUGCAAGUAGUACUAUUGUCUACUAUCUAUGUCAUUCGGGUGUGUUUCAACCAAGUCUAUACCUUUGACAAACAUGUUAGCAUAUACGUCGGCUUCCAAUCCCGUAACCCUUGCACUAUUGGCGGUGCACCUAUCAACGUUAUGCCUCGCGGGGGCGUCUCUCCCGGACAGACCCUUCAAUGUGGUAUGGAACGUGCCAAGCAAGACAUGCAAGAAAAAAUUCGGAGUCGACCUAAAACUGGAACAGUACGACAUAGUAGUGAAUCCAGGACAGGCCUUCCUUGGGCCGUACGUGUCUCUGAUCUAUGAGUUGAAACUGGGAAUGUGCCCAUCUUAUCAUGACUAUCAUCUAGACAAGGCGAUCCAUGGCGGCCUUCCACAGACCGUAGAUUUGGCUUGUCAUAAGGAAAAGGUUGCUGACGACAUCGCCCGACUUGUGCCUGAUGCCGACUACCAAGGGUUGGGCAUUAUAGACUGGGAGUCGUGGAGACCGCUGUAUGAACGGAACUGGGCCAGAAAGACCAUCUACAGAAAGCAGUCUCAAGAGCUUGUUAAGGAAAGACAUCCCGAUCUUUCUGAGAAAGAGGUGAAGGUCAAGGCCAGGGAAGAGUUCGAGACCGCGGCCAGGGCCAUGAUGGAGGACACCCUGACCUUGGUGAAGAGCCUUCGCCCCGGAGGAUUCUGGGGGUUCUACCUGUUCCCUGACUGUUACAACACUCCUGGGAGCAUCAGGAGCAGGAAGGGGAAAACUUACGGCUGUCCACAGAAAGUGCAGGACCAGAACGACAAACUAUCCUGGCUGUGGGAGGCGAGUACAGGUCUGUACCCGUCCGUGUACGUCACCUACCUGUUCAAGAACAUGGUUAACACCGAGCAGUUCGUCCGCGGCAAGGUGACCGAGGCCUUCCGCGUCAUGGAGUCCAGACAGGGCGGCGACAUCCCGAUCUACCCCUACAUGUGGCUCAGUAUUGUUCUUUCCUGUAGGUAUCGAGAAGAAAUAGAAUAUGUCACUCAGGCUGACCUGGUACACUCUAUCGGUGAGAUCGCAGGUCUGGGGUCGGCAGGAGUCGUCAUCUGGGGGGCGUCACUUGACGUCAACAGUAAGGAAAAGUGCCUUCAGCUGGAGGAGUAUGUCCGGACUGUGUUCGGUCCGUACGCCAAGAAGAUCACCGCUACAGCAGCUGAAUGCGGGGAGAGGGAGUGUAGCGGACACGGGAGAUGUGUGACUAACUACGAGACGGCCAUCAGCCAUGAGAUGAUGCAGGGUGCGGGCGGACUGGAGCAGGCGCAGGCGCUACAGGUGGACGACUUCCCGGAUAUAACCCAGCUGACCCCGGAAGAACUUGCUGCCCUGGACGAGGAAGAGGACGCUCCGUUCUUCCAAGCAGAAGACGACGAGGAGCCGGGCGGGGCCAGUGAAGAGAUGUUGGAGUAUUUUCAGCAGAUGGAGCUGCAGCCGGGGAGGGAGGGCGUCACGUGCCGCUGUUACUCCGGCUGGGCGGGGGAAUCCUGCGCCGAGGAGCUGUAG